CUGGAAAUCAUGGGUAAAGCAGUAGCCUUUCUGUUAAGAAACUUUAAAGAUAUUGAUAUUUAGGGUACUGUCUUUAAAAUGUAUAUUGUGUCACAAGAGUUUAAAUAUCCCGACAUUGGGAGAGUUUGGUCACAUUAAAACUGAGGACGGGGUACCCCUGACGGGUAACAAUGCAUCCCUCAGUCUAUUGUCUUCUUUGUGUCUACUUAGUGUCUGCUAUAUCAAUAGAUGAUAGUUAUGUUUAUGAAGAGCAAGUAAAGAUCUAUGAUAUCAGACGAUUUCGCCGAGACAUGGUUCAAUUUCCAGUCGAAAAAGAAGUUCGAUUUACUUUCAAACACCAAAGACACUAUUUACGGUUAAAAAGAAAUUGGGACAUAGAUAUAAAAAGACCUGUAUAUGUUUUGAGGAAUGGCAAAGUGGAACAGCAGACGGUUCCGAAUAGGAAGACCACCAUAUUUUACCAAGACAUAACAAAGAAGGCAGCGAUUGCAUUAACCUGUAGAAGGAAAAAAAUGGGAAGAUGCCAGCACUCUUUGAAAGGAACUCUGAUUAUUAACGGUACCUACCAUGCAAUAGAGCCUCUAGAGGUGCCGCAUCACAGAAAUAUUCUACACAGAAUCUAUCAACCACCUGAAACAGUAGAUUUCAAAUCGGAUUUCAUUUAUACAGAGGGAGGUAAGCGACCAAGAAUGUAUAAUCAUACUGAAAAUCAGCGCUCUAAGCGUUACGUUGGCGAACUGAAAGUCGAGCUUUUUGUUGUGACGGACUUUCCCAUUUAUAAUUUCUGGUAUCAGAGAAGCACUAAAACCACAGUCGCUGAAAAGGACUUCGACGCAAAAGGAAAAAUCCGAGAGUUUUAUGCCUUUACAAUCAAUGCUAUUGAUCUGAGGUACCAGUCCAUAACAGGUGUGACGUUUACCAUUAAAGUGGUAUACGCCGGGAUCUUAAUUGCUGAUGAUCCAAGUUCCUCUACAUGGACAGAGUCGGUUAAGAUUAGCGCUCCGAGUCGAGACCAGGUAGACUCGAGUAACGCCCUCAACAACUUCCGGACCUGGAUUUCAAGUGCUUCCGGACUCCCAGGAUAUGACCAUGCUAUGCUUUUCACGGGGUAUGAUCUGACAAGUGGGGGAAGCAGCAGUAAUGCUGGUUUAGCUUGGCUUAGUGCUACGUGUACAGCUAGUAGCAACUCAAUCGUAGAGGACCAUUUUGAUGCAAUUAUUGCAACUGUCGCAGCUCACGAAUUAGGCCACAAUUUGGGGGCCGCUCAUGACGGUGAUGGGAACUCUUGUUUAGCAGACGACAAGUACACCAUGUCUCCUAGCAGUGGCGGUGUCACUGAUUCACGUGCCAUUAACCAUUGGUCAUUUUCUUCUUGUUCCGUCAGUUACUUUGAACAGUACAUUGCAGAUCUUGACACGGGUGGUAACAAUUGUAUGUCAUCCCUUACUGCUAGUCACAACCCAACAGCCAUUGACAGUUACCUGACAACUCUUGCUGGCCAAGUUUAUUCAAUUGAUGAGCAGUGCAGGAUAAAGAAGGACAAUUCCAGCUCAUUUUUCUGCAGGAAUUUCAUAUCGGAUCCCUCAGCUGUGUGUGCCUUUAUGUACUGCUCUAUUCCUGACGGAAGUGGAUAUUGUUCUACUGCAGUACCAUGGGAAGGUACCUCAUGUGGAAACCAAAAGUGGUGCAUUGCUGGACAGUGCGUUUCAGACUCGCGGGCAGCAUCUGUUCCCGACACUUGUGUAUUCGGGGAUACCCCAGGGGUGAUUGCUAAUGACAUGGAUUGCGCAACUCUUAUAUCUACUUUCCCGGGAUAUUGUUACCAGUCUUAUUAUCAAGGGAAAUGUUGUGGAUCCUGUGCAGCUACAUACAUUUCGUAUAUUCCAGGAUGCGAAUACGGAGACCACAAUACCGGAUGCGUUGCCUCUUCAUGUUCAUUUUACAGUGCAGCGACAUUGAGCUCUGGCUGUUGUGGCACUUGUUAUACAGGAACAACUCCAGGACCGACAACAACAACAACAGGGAUCACAACAACUGCUGGACUGACAACUACACAAUCAUUAACAACAACUGAUGGACUGACAACAGCACAACAGCAAUCUUCAACAUCUCCAUCCAGUAUUUCUCUUAUAUCAUCCACAACAGCUCCGACGACGCCAUCAUUCUCUACGUACCCGACGUCAUCAACAACAUCAACAAUAAUGACUACGGCUUCUUGUUCCGGGGAUAAUCCACAAAUUACUAUAAGUGGCAACAAUUGUUCAGUUGCAAUUGCAGUUUCACAGCACAACUGUUAUUCAUCGUCAAUUAACACGUACUGUUGUGAAUCGUGUGCAUCUGUUUACACAGGAGUUUCAGGUUGUGAAUAUGGAGACAGAUCAACGUCCUGUGACGUAGCGAGUUGUCCCUAUUACGAUAGCCAUUCCAGGGAUGUCCUCUGCUGCGAUACUUGCGGAAGCAUAACAACCGCCUCUCCCGGAUCGUGCCCAAACGGAGAUAAUCCAUAUUAUACAGUCAAUGGGAUGAACUGUUCUGCAGCUGCAUUGAGUCAAAAUUGGGUGUGCUAUGAUACAUCUAUUCAUGAAAACUGUUGUGAGUCAUGUCCGACGGUUAACACUGGAAUAACAGGAUGUGAAUUUGGAGACAGAAGCACCGCUUGCGAUGAAGCUAGUUGUCCGUUUUAUGAUCCAACGUCCCGUGAUGUAACGUGUUGUUUAACAUGCAAUCCUCAAACCACAACCCUUCCUCCAACUACCACUUCUCCUUCAACAACGACCACAACCCUUCCUCAAACCACCACUACUCCUACAACAACGACCACAACCCUUCCAAUAACCACCACUACUCCAACUACCACAACGACCACAACCCUUACUCCAACUACCACAAAGACCACAACCCUUACUCCAACUACAACAACGACCACAACCCUUACUCCAACUACCACAACGACCACAACCCUUACUCCAACUACAACAACGACCAUAACCCUUCCAAUAACCACCACUACUCCAACAACAACGGCCACAACCCUUACUCCAACUACCACAACGACCACAACGACCACAACCCUUCCUCCUUCUACCACUACUCCAAUAACAACGACCAUAACCCUUCCUCCAACUACCACUACUCCUACAACAACGACCCCAACCCUUCCUCCUUCUACCACUACUCCAACAACAACGACCACAACCCUUCUUCCAACUACCACAACGACCACAACCCUUCCUCCUUCUACCACUACAUCUUCAACAAUGACAACAACCUUUCCUCCAACUACUCCUACAACAACGACCACAACCCUUCCUCCUUCUACCACUACUCCAACAACAACGACCACAACCCUUCUUCCAACUACCACAACGACCACAACCCUUCCUCCUUCUACCACUACAUCUUCAACAAUGACAACAACCCUUCCUCCAACUACUCCUACAACAACAACCACAACCCUUCCUCCAUCUACAAAUACUCCUACAACAACGACCACAACCCUUCCUCCAAUUACCACAACGACCACAACCCUUCCUCCUUCUACCACUACAUCUUCAACAAUGACAACAACCCUUCCUCCAACUACUCCUACAACAACAACCACAACCCUUCCUCCUUCUACAAAUACUCCUACAACAACGACCACAACCCUUCCUCCUACCACUGCUCCAACAACAACGACCAAAACCCUUCUUCCAACUACCACAACGAUUACAAACCUUCCUCCUUCUACCACUACUCCUACCACAACCCUUCCUUCUACUUCCACUUCAACUACUACAACUCCUUCCCAAGCCACAACAACGACUUCAACUACUACUCUAAAAGACCCAAACGAAGGUCUUGGAAAUAAUCAUUCCUCAAAAAUUGUUCUAUCACACAAAGCUUUUCUAUUUUGCUUUCUGUUCCUUUUAUGUAUCUGUGGAAAAUAAUUUUUUAUCCUUGUUGCUCAGACAUUG
Saccostrea cuccullata (small rock oyster) is the source of this 3956-nucleotide messenger RNA. RefSeq lists its product as uncharacterized. Lineage: Eukaryota; Metazoa; Mollusca; Bivalvia; Ostreida; Ostreidae. The transcript is spliced from 19 exons. Bases 171 to 3929 code for a protein of 1252 amino acids. Gene Ontology annotation, biological process: proteolysis. Gene Ontology annotation, molecular function: metalloendopeptidase activity. The record is from RefSeq and is a predicted model, not a curated record.